This is a messenger RNA of Phaedon cochleariae (mustard beetle), 2160 nucleotides long. Lineage: Eukaryota; Metazoa; Arthropoda; Insecta; Coleoptera; Chrysomelidae. The record is from the annotation of a GenBank genome assembly.
CUCAGAACGGAUUUAUGUGUGUGCCACGUGAGAGCAAAUAAAUAGAAUUAUCGAAACUCGCAUCCAGUCGGCUAGGGAAUGGGAUGGCGUUGAGACGCCCAGCGUCUGUUUUUAUUCAUUAUUUCUGUUCGUGGUGUUUUUUCACGGUGAAGUGAUUUUUCGAGAGAUAUCAUGAUGGACAUCGACCGCAUCACCUACAUCUUCGGCAGCUUCGCCCGCCGCCGUCACCUCACCCCCUCCUCCUCCACCUCCUCCUCCUCCAAGAGGCGGUCCGCCGCCGUCGACCCCGCCCCCCAACUCCUUCCCCACCACGACCGUUGCCGCUCCACGCCCCACCAGCCGAAGAAGCAGGCCACGGCGGUGAAGCCUCGAGAGGCUGAGGCGGCUAGGUUAGAGCGAGAGGCGGCCAGAUUGGAGUGUCCCUCCUGCGGGAGGCGGUACGAGGACCCGAGGGUGUUGCCCUGUCUGCACACCUUCUGCCUGCGGUGUUUGGAGGGGAUGGAGGAGGGUGGGUCAGCUGUUUGGUAUGAUGACGAUUCGGAUGUUUCAGCUCAGAAAACCGACAGCUCCUCCUCGAGAAAAGCCAGCUCGGGCGGCUCAGGCUACAUCAGCGACAGACAGGACGACCUGCCCCUGAGCCCCCCGAAGCGCCUCCGCUGCCCCGCGUGCGACUCCCCCGCCGACGUCCCCCCUGGAGGGGUCGCCUCCUUUCCCCCCAACUACCCCCUGCAGCACCGCCUCGUGUUAGAAACCAUCAACGAUGCCGCCACCCAUCUGCUGUGCGACUUGUGCACCUCGGAGGUGUCGGCGACAUCCAGAUGUAUGGAUUGUGCGAUAAGUUUUUGCGAACAUUGCAAAGAAGUGCAUUCAAGACAAAAAUCCUCAGUAGAACACCAAGUUCUGAGCUUAAAAGAGGCCAGGAAGAGGGGGAUCACCAAAGUGAGAAAGCAGAUAAUGUGUUUGAGACAUCCAGAUGCAGAGCUGUCUAUCUUUUGUUCAUCGUGUUAUCAAGUAAUAUGCAGGGAAUGCGUCCCCCUGUCGCACCGCGGCCACGCGUGCGAACCCGCUUCCAGGGUUGCCAGAUUCCACGCAGCCGAUCUGCGCGCCGCCGCCGAAAGGGCCAGCAGGGCGGCAGAAGCGGCAGCGGCGGCGGCUGGCGACCUCGGCGCCGCCUCCAUGAGGGUGGAGGCGCAGUGCCUGAGAGUGCGCGACGAGGUCGAAACGUUCGUCGACGCGUAUACGAGGAGCGUCGAGGAGCACAAAGUCGGACUGUUGGCGCAGAUCAGACAGGUUAGAGAAGAAAAGUUGCAGACCAUUUCCAAGGAAAGGGCAAAGUUGCAGCAACGAAUCCGGGAUGCCAAAGACAUAGCCUACUUCAUAGAAGACCUGCUGAGCGAUGGCAGCGAAAUCGAAGUGCUCAGCUUUCUGAACCCCAUAAUUUCCAAAAUCGAAAAGUGCGAUAACUUCGAACAGCCCACAGACCUUAGGUUGUCUGGAUCGUUACAGUUUUUGAAAGAAGAAGCGGUGAGAUGUCCCAAAGACGUUUUCACUGUAUACGGGGUGCUCACUACUCAGAGUGUUUCACCGGACCAUUGUCACUUGAAUGUCGAAGGUUUGCAGAACUUGCGAGUAGGAAAAAGGGUAGAAGUACCUCUAGAAACCAGGGAUUUUGACGGCACCCCGGUAGAAAGAGGGGGAGAAGAAAUAGAGGCCGAAAUCAGAUACAGGGAUGCCGGAGUAUCAAGAUCCCUCAAUGUGAACGUAAUGGAUAGAAGAGACGGAACAUACGGUCUAUCAUUCGUACCUGACGUUGCUGGAAAACUAGUACUUAGUGUCACUAUCAAAGGACAACCUAUUGAUGGUAGUCCUUUUCCUUUCAAUGUGAGAGCCCUGAAACCACAUAUCGGCACAUUCCAUUGCUGCACCUUUUGUUCGAGCGGGGGUAGUAAAGAGGCGAGUUGCGGGUGUGAGGGAAACAUGCCAGGAGGAUAUAAAGGCUGUGGACACGGCCACGAAGGGCAUCCAGGAAGAAGACAUUGGUCAUGUUGUGGAAGUAUUUUGGAACAUUCUGAAUGCAUCAGAUCGAACCAUCACUAUCAAUUUACUUUAUAAUAUUUUAGCUAUAUAGAUAUAUCAAACUACCGAUACAUUGAAUUGUCC